Porites lobata is the source of this 13032-nucleotide messenger RNA. NCBI's taxonomy places the organism in Eukaryota, Metazoa, Cnidaria, Anthozoa, Scleractinia, Poritidae. The record is from the annotation of a GenBank genome assembly.
GCCACUUAGAACUCCGUUCAUUUCCGUCAUUGAAAGCAUUUCUUAGAAAUGCCGGAUUUGCAUGUUACUGAAAAUUCUGAACUCAGCACGUACGUCGAAGGCAGCGUUGUCUGAGAUGAGACGUAUCUAGCAAUUUGCUGGGCCGACCAAAGUUCUUCGAAUCCACGAAGGUAGCCUUAAAUUGUUAUUGCUUUAUGAGUCAGUCUUUGUAAGAUUCUCUUAUUGAUUUUUGACUUCUUUCAAUAAGUAUCAGAGCAAAGGUAUGAAACUGAAGAAGUUCUCCUUGAUAAAAAUAUUUUGACACAAUUUAUUUUAAACCGAAUGCCGAAGUGGAAAGCCAGUGCAACAUCGCGAAUUUUGUAAAAACUUGAACUGUUUGCUCCGGACAAAAUUAAAAGGGUUCGUUCCAAGGAAUGCAAUUUUCUAGUUAUUUUCGAUUAUUUACUAAUGAUCCUUUAUCUUUAAAAUUAUAUAGGUUUGAAUCAUCAGAACUUUUAGAAUAUUACAAGCUCUUCUGCACACUCAUUAUCUGAGUUCUAUUCUUAAGUCACUGAAUAUGCCAAAAACAUUGUUGGCGGCAAUCUAGUCUCAGUCACGGCGUAUUAAGGUAUAAUACUCGCCUUCAGGGCGUAAGGAGCUAGGCUAGCUCCUUACGCCCUGCUCGCCUUACUUGGCUAAAUCAGCCAUAUUACCAUCGCGAGUGCCAGAAUCAAUCAAGCCAAAAACCGACUAUGUGCCACUUUAACCUAUAUUGUUUAGACCAUAACAACGUCGAUUUUUAACAUUUAACUGCUGUUGUUCAGGUGAUCUUUUCCUUCAGUGUUUUUAGGUUAAGUAUACUUGAAUAGUAGUUUUAUUAUUCAUUCAAAAUAAUUCCUAGUUUAAAAACAAGCUCAUUCACAUGCUUACGUCCAUCGAUGUUUAGUUAAUAUUCGGUAGUGCAUGUUUAUCGGCAAGUUUAGGAUUUAUAGGGUGGUUCAGUUCUGCAAAUAUUUUGCACUGAUAUAGAAGAUGUCGUCCGUCGAGUUGUCUGUUUACUGUUCUUGCUGUGAUUUAACCAAUAUGGUUCGCCUAUUUCUUCCUCCUGAAAUGUUCCGCCAUUUUGUAUCACUACCAAAACAACUCAAACUCGUCCCUAGGUUUUCUCGGUUAACGGUUCAAUAAUCUGGCAGCUGCACAAUAGACCUUUUUAGCUUGUAUGUUUUGUUUUCGCAAUUCAGACCACGUGAUGUUCUCCAGGGAAUUUGCGUUUUGUCUUUUCAUUAAUUUUGCAUACAAUAAGACGACAUUUGAAAGAAACAGUUCUCCGGGGUACCAUCACUUGGUCUGUAAUGGGAAAACAAAACAUACAAGCUAAAAAGGUCUAUUGACGUCUUCAGUUCACACAUCGCAAAAUUCUUCCAAAUCUGGUGAACAGUAGCUGGUUAUGAUGAAUAGACGUUUUUAGCUUGUAAGUUUUGUUUUCCCAUUUCAUACCACGUGAUGGUAUUCUAGAGAACUGUUUUUUUCAAAUUUCGUCUUAUGUCCGUGCAUCCACGUGCCUAUGUAUGCAUAAUUAAUGAAAAGACAAAAGGCAAACUCCCUGGAGAACAUCACGUGGUCUCAAUUGGGAAAACAAAACAUACAAGGUAAAAAAGUGUAUCAUACGUGAGAUUUUAGCCAAUUAGAAACGGAGAAAUAUUUUAAAUGAAUAAUAAAAGCAUUUAUUAUAGAGUACUAAAGUGAUGACGUCAUAAAAAUGAAAUUUCUGAAAUUAUGGCAUUUGUCAGGAUAUUCUGAAAUAUUCUGAUAUUCUGAAAGAACAAUGUCCAAAAAUGAGCAUUUCGGGGCAAAUUGUCUCUGAGAUGUUAGCCGGUUAAACUUAGAAAACUCCAUACAAACCCUUCUAAUUUUUUUUGGGUCGACCUACAAAAAAUUUAGAAGGGUUUGUAUGGAGUUUUUUAAGCAUACGAUCUCAGAGACAAUUUGCCCCGAAAUGCUCAUUUUUGGCAAGUAGGCCUCUUGGACAUUGUUCUUGCAGAAUAUCCUGACAAAUCCCAUAAUUUCAGAAAUUUCAUUUUUAUGACGUCACACUUUAGUACCCAAUUCAUUCAAAAUAUUUCUCGUUUCUAAUUGUCUUUAAAACCUAGGGUAAAUCUUUAUAACCAGGUAGCGCUGUAGCCUACGCAGCAGCCAGCCCACGCAUCAUCUAAAGCUUUUACGUGACUCGGCAUUUACAUGACGGCCGAGAAAGCUGACAUGUAGAUUUAAAAUUAUGUGACUUAUUUCGGUGAAUUUUGCUAACUAAACAGGUCAUAUUUUAGAAAAAAGUGUUACUUUAAUGUUCAUGAGUUCCUCGAGGAAUAGCUUGAGAAAACAGCCUAUGUUUCGCGACGCCACCACUGGUUUCCCCGCGAAAUGACGUCUGAGAAACGAGCGGAGAAAUUCCAUACUGAUGACGCGUCACCACCCAGAUGGGGUAGGGCUUCUGAUUGGUCGUGCAGCGUGGGAAAUUUGCUUUAGUCAAUCAGGAGCCCUACCCAGAUCUGGGUAGUCACACGUCAUUUGUAUGAAAUUUCUUCGCUUGUUUCUCAGACGUCAUUUCGGGAAAACAGUUUUGUGGCGUCGCGUCGGCUGUUUUCUCGGUAACAGAUGUUUCUGUUGGUUUUCGUCCGCAAUGUUGGUGCCCAUCAGGAUGGGCCCUAGCAAGGCAACUUCAUAAAAAUCUAGCUAAAUCUCUAUAAAUUUGGGUAAAACAUAUCUUUGGAUAUCUCGUAUACGAAACAUUCCACUGACCUGAAUCUUGGCGAGAGUCAUUGCAUAUUCGCCAUUUCACCUUCUUUCAUUUCCUAGGUUCUGGACUUAAUCUAUUAAACGGUUUUGAUUUUUAUUUUGAUCUAUUUUGAAUGGCGUGACACUGAAAACCAGCCAAUACAAGCUAAUACAGGCGGAUUAGAGUGGGUACAAACACUGAUCAUAUUGCUGAUUCAGUUUCACUGCCCACGCCAUCAAAACUGAAUAAAAUCAAAAUCGUUCAAAAGAUUAAGUUCCGAAUCUAAGGAAUGAAAGCAGGCCAGUGCAACUUUUCAUAUGCGAGAUAUCGAAGAAAUUAUUUACCCAAAUUUAUAGAGCUUUGUGUUUAGACACUUCGUGAUGCCCAUUCCUAUGGACACCAACAUGGCGGGUCAUAAACCAAAAGAGACAUCUGUCACUGAGUUUUGCUUUGAAAGCGUUAAGGUCAUCUCUCGGUACUUUUUCUAAUACAAUGACUGUUCAGAUAGAAAAUCCCUCAAAAUAAGUCGGUUUUUUUGACCUACAUCAUAGAUUUCUCGACCGCCAUGUUAUCAAUGUAAAUGCUGCGUCAAGCAAACGCCUAGCAAUUCAAGCGUAUUCUAUAACAAAACGAAGAACCUUUUGGAAGUGAAAAUUUGUAUUAAUAUUUAUAUUUUUUUAGCUGCCCCAAUACUUCAUGAAAGUAGAACUUGGAAGAAUCGGUGAUUUCUUUCGUUUGAUAUGAAAGCCAACAAUUUGCAAGUUGCGAGUCCCGUGUACUGAUUUGCUACCCGAGGGGACAAGAUGGGGCCAUCUUCCCCGGUCGAAAUUUCUCGCAUUGGUCCCGUAAGAAAAAGUUCUCUUUUAGGCCAUAUGGUAAAUUCUUUAUUGACCCAACUUUUUCGGCCAAGAUGGCUAUCAAGGAUAUUUGCCUCGUUCUUAUUGCGAUUUUCGUUAUUAAUAUCCACUUCGUCUCUGUUCAAACGCAAAAAAGGUAUUGGCCAAUACCCAGUCAUCUUGACCCAACGCUUGGUCAGUAGCGCAUAAUUGUAUUUCCUCAGUAUACAAUCGUUUCCAGGCAGCGGCGCGGCAGCCUAGCUGUUUUUGACAUAAGUUCACUCAAGAAAAUGGAGAAAGAGUUCACGGCUAUGCGAAGACCGUGACAAAAUAGCCAAAUUUUUUUUAGCUGAACAGAGCAAAUGCAGGAAUACGCAUGGAUGAAUGACAAUCAUAUACUUAUUGAGGAGUGUCUGCAAGGAAAAGACAUCUGUAAAACAUCUGUAUAUUCGUGAAACUGUUCUGAGAAACAGGCAGUCCUUCCUUGAGUCAAACUACAACAAGAUAACAUUGUUGUCAGUUGUGUCCCUAGAUGAGAAGACUCCCAUAGUAUGCCAAUAUUUCGAGAGAUCAGCCUGCUUGUGUUUUUUUUUUUGUAGGAAGCGGCCUGUGAAAUAUGAACUUCCCCAAGAAAAACGCUGAUCAUGAGAUCAAGGCUUUGUGCAAAGAAUCACCAAACCUGUUAGUGGCUCUAGAGGGACAGGACGAGUAUAAAAAAUCCAUGGGAAGGUUGUUCUGUGAAAACGACUCCAACAAACCAAGAGCUUUCUUCACGCCCAAGACUACGGAUGACGUAUGUCGUGUGCUGCGAUACGCCUCAGCCAAUCAGCUUCAAGUAUCAGUGCUUGGUGGGGGGCAUGACCCUAAAGGUACUCUAGAAAGUCAGAUUUUGAAACUUGGUUUCUAGGAACCUUAGUCUAGUGUUAUCUUACAACCUACAACUAGGGUAUCUAAAAGAUAGUAAUGCUGCGGCACAUUCUGUUGAUACUGGCAUUAGUUAGGCAGUGGGACUUAAAAGAAUCGAAAAUGACAUUGAAUGUCCUAUUUACAUGUUGGAAAGUACUAGAAUAAUUACUAUCAGUCUAUAUAAAGAACUCGUGGGAACGUUGUUUAAAAAAUGAUCAAGUGGUUAUCAACUCUUGUUUUCCCACAGUAAAUUGUAGGAAAUGAUAGAAAUUCAGAUUGGUUAUCCAUAUAUUUAAUAUACGGUGUACUAUCUUUUCUCUGGAAACAUGAUACUUUUCUUGCUGUUUAUUGCACUUUAUUAAGUAACAGUUAUUUAGCUAUAUAUUUAUAGAAAACAAAAACACAAAAAAACAGAAAAAAAAAGAAAGAAGGAAAAAAAGAGUUCGGUGGGACUCGAACCCGGCACCAUCGGCUCGACGCGACUACACCUCACCACUACACCACAGAGACUGAUGGCGUUACCUUAGGAAAAGUCUUUAAGUUAAUUCCUUUUCCGUGAAACUUCCGCCGGCAAGAUGAUCGCCAGCCGCAUUAAUCGAGCUAUUAACAGCAAAAAAACAAUGUAAACGCAUAUUCCAUGGCAAUGAAUGAAUGAAAGAACAUAAUUAUGCUUUUCAAAACGCCGAUACACGUCCUCGUCUGCAACGUAGGACACAAAACAUAUGUUUUGUUAUCUCGAUUUCCGCUGUUAUUUUGAAGCGAAUGGUCAAAAUCACAUCCAUUUUCGGCUCAUACAGGUUCUUAAGAAUAGCAUGGCAUGACAUUUUCUCACUUUCACAUCACCUUCUAGCAAGCUGGAAUUUGUAUAUCCCCCGUGUUGCGGAGUCGAAGAGCAAAUACUCAUCUUCUCGUCAGGUUUAACACCUGGACGAGUCAAAGGCUCUUGAAUUGAAAUCCAAUCCCCAAGUUAACCAUCGUACUCAUCUGAAAGACUUCUGCGUGUCUUAAAUUUGGUAAGACCUCUAACCGCGCUGUAGAAAAUUUGCUACAAAGAAAACUCUGAGUCUGGGCAGCGAACGAUGCGAACUUCCCCGUGUUUUUACUUGACUUGUUCGUGGCGCAAUGCACUCUGGUUAAAUGCAAUGCAUUGUGGUAAAAAGUGUGAUUAAAUGCAAUGCAUUGUGGUAAAAAUGAUGAAUUUGAGAAUUCGUCGCCCCUUAUAUAUUUCCCUUAAAUCCUGAUUAUGUUGCUGCUCGCUCCCUACGGUCGCUCCGCAGCAAUAACAUUGAUUCAAACAAUUUUAGAAGGCAAUAAUUUUAAUCCAUUUUGAUUGUCAAUAUAAUGAGUAUUACUGCACCGAUGCAACUGAAGUUCAGGUCGACGCAGGGUUACCCUGGAUCAAGAUUUUAACUCAGACAGAGCGUUCAUGGAGAUGGCCACCAUACUGUAAAACAGAAAAGUAAAAGCCACAAAUACAAUGUCUUUCUUUCAUAUAACACCAUGUAGAUCUUUGAUCACUUAGUAUGAAUAUUCACUGCUGUCUUUAUUGACUUUUUUUUUCGUAAUCCGGACAUCUCUCAAGUGAGACCAUUUUCGUCUCGGUCCCUAUUGAUUGAAUACUCGUUUCCAAUUAAAAACCUGAUUGGGUUUUUAAUCCUGACUGGGUUUAUAAUCAAUUGGUAUUUAAGCUUUCUUGAGAAUCGUCAACAGUGGAUAAUAAACAAUAGUUUUCAAGGACAAUGGGAAUGUGUGAACAGGGGCACUACACAAGGCAGUGUGAGUGGUCCGUACUUAUUUAGCAUUUUUAUUAAUGAUCUGGAAAUCAGCAUAGAUAACCACCCAGCUCUGAUUAAAUAUGCGGAUGACUCUACUCUCAUCAGUGUUCCCGUUUGGAGUAAUGGGCACCGUCGUACGGAUUUGGUGGAUCAGUUUUUAACUUGGUCUAAUGAAAACAGUAUGAUUUGUAAUCCGUCGAAAGGUAAAGAAAUUAUUUUUCGCAAGAAAGGAUAUAUUAACAACAUUCCGCAAUGCACGGAGCUGCCCAUUUUAGGCGUUAUGUUUCAGGAGAAUUGUAAAUAUAGCGAACACGUACGUGCUAAGUUGACUAAGGCAAAUAAGUGUCUGUUUGUAAGGAAGGAAGGUUUCAGUCAAGGUGAAGUGGACCACCUAUUUGGCACCUUAGUUUUAAAGAAUUUCACUUAUAGUCUACCUGUUUAUGGCGCUGUAAACUCAGAUCUCACGGUCAUACAAAACUUUCUGGAUAGAUGCUUUAAAAGAAAAUACACAUCUAAGAGAAUGGACAUUCGAGAACUUUUAGAAAAGGCAGAUAAGAAGCUUUUCAAGGUACGUUCAGUGGAUCCCGAUUGCACGCUCAGUAACGUCAUUCCGAAGAAGCCGAAAGAAACAAAGUAUCUACUCAGAAACAAAAGUGCUCAUCGCCCGGAUAUAAAGACCGAUAGAUUUAAGAAUGUUUUUGUAAAUAGGAUUAUUUUUAGAUAUAAUCUUGGAUCUUUCUAUUAUUUAUAUACAGUAUGCCUUAUGUAUUUUUAUCUUUUUAUUUGUAUGCACUGUGUCUUAUGUAUGUUUAGAUUCCCAACUGCUGAUGUAACUUAAGAUAUGUCUUUUUAUCUUAGGAGAAUAAAGAUUGAUUGAUUGAUUGAUUGAGAGGGGGGCGGGGCGGGGGGAAGGGCUCCUGACAAUAGAUGGUACUUAUUUCUCUCACCAGCUCACGACCCAGACUCCCAACAGUUUUUGCGCGCAGACUGAAACAAGAGAAAAUACCUGCGUGUCAAGUUAAAAUAUUUCCAAUCAAAAUUGAAGUGACAAUUUGUUUACCCAUCUGAAGGCUUGGCUAUCAUUCACGAUGCCCUCGUUCUCGACAUGUCUGCAAUGAAUCACAUCGACAUUGAUCCUCAGACAGCAACAGCCUGGGUCGAGGCAGGAGUGAACGUGAAGGAUCUUGAUGACGUCACAUGCCCACAAGGCCUGGCUGCAGUGAAUGGCUCCUGCACGACUGUCGGUGUAGUAGGUUUCACUUUAGGUGGAGGGUUUGGGUUUCUCAGCAGGACGAAGGGGCUGGCAGUCGACAACUGUCUUCAAAUGGAAAUUGUCACUGCUACUGGUCAGCGGAUAGUUGCAUCUUCGCAAGAGCACAGACAUCUCUUCUGGGUAUUGAGAGGAGCUGGGCAAGUGGGAUAUGGCGUGGUAACGAAGCUACAAGUCAAAUUACAUACCUUGCAAGAACAAUACGUCGGAGGUAAGGGACCUUUUUACUUAGAAGCAUUUUUGGGAUCGAUUAAAAAAAUCAUUUGAAACUUGUAACUUGACGUUGGACUCUUGCCUUAUUGUUAUGAAUAUUGAACUCUGUUGGACGAUUCAAGCCUGAUUUCUAUUAUGUUCGCUACAAUCGGUUAGAUCCCUGGAUUAUAUAACCGAAACUUUAGGGGGAAUCUGGAAAAGGCCAGGCUUUAAAAAUACCUUUGAAAAUAAAGCCCAUCUCCGGAACCGUAUCGCUGUGAUGGCUGAACCUAUUUUCAGGCAUCCUAGCGAUCAUAUAAAACCAGGAUUUAUUGACAUGUUUGGUGCGAAAGCUUCCGAACACAAGGUCGAUCACGUUUACGCUCAUACCGUAACAGUUUAAUUGAAUUGAUUGCUAUAUGAAGGAAAUGUGAUAUAGGUGCAAUAGUUUACAUGUUGACUGUUAAAGUGUUAUUUAGGUAAAGUGCAUACGAAGAGGAGGCCCACUCGGCGGUAGCUUAGUUCAGGUUCCUGUAACAUAGCAUCUAAGGGGGUAAUUACAAGAGACCGGGACGAACUCAGACCGGUAUGAGUUCGAAUCGGUCUCCAUACAUUUCUUUUCAUGCGUUUACAUGGGACCGGCCUAGAAAUGAACUCAGACCGGCCUGACUUCGUUUCGUCGCUGACCCGACUCGAGUUACUUUCGUACCUUUCUGAGACUGUACCGUUCUCAUGUAAAACGGAAACGAAUCUCAGGCCGGGUCCAUAAAUAGCAUGUUUCUUCGUAUGGCGCCAUCAUUUUUGCUUUUUUCUCAGCAAAAUAAGAACACUGCGAUGAAUAGCUGUAAACAAGACUUCAAUUGAAUAUAUGAUUCGGUUAAUGUGACGGAUUGCAUCGUUUUGAGAUGCUGUGCAUUUAACAUGCCACCAAAUGAGCGUUAGAUUCAGUUUACAGUUUUCUGAGAGCGGUAAAAUAUGCGGUUCUCUAUUGACUGUCUUAAUUGGCGUAAAUUGUGUACCAGUUAGGACAGUUGGCGAAUAAUAUGUUAAAUAACCGACUUAAGAAAGUUAUAUAGCUCCAAGGGGGGAGUUUGUACCGGUCUCAUGUAAUCAACGAAGUGUUUCAUACCGGUCCCAUGUAAAGAUUAUCCGUUGUUGUGCUUUCCUCUGAAAGUGAGAGAUGCUGGCAGUAUGUCUCCGGCAUCCAUUUAAUGUACACAUGUGUAAAAAGAGACAAUUAGUGGAGCCAUAUAUAAUGGAUGACAUUUUUUGUCCUGCGUUGUAUUCUAACAGGUCGCUUUUGGUACGUUCCGAUGAGCUCAACAAAGCUUAAGGAACUUCUGCACGUUAUGAGCGAGUUUUGUAGAUCAGCUGAAGAUGAAAUAACUUUCAACAUUUACCUUAUAACACAAGUCCCUGGGGUUGCAGUGGAUUACUUCUAUGACGGACAUCCAAGUGAAGCCGAGGGAAAACUCCUUCCGUUCCUUCGUAGUAUAACAGAGAGGUUUGGUCCCCCGGGAGAGAGUUCUACCGCUGUUAAUGGUCCUUGGGAAGAACAGACCACCUCUUAUGUCGAGUAUCAGCAAAGAUUUGGGGAGGAACCAGUGAAAACCUACAAGAUGUGGAAAUCUGCUUUUCUGGGAGAGUUGACUCCAGAGGUAUGGAUUGCGUCUAUUUGGGCGGAUUAAAGGACAACAACUGAGGUGUAAGGCUGGUUGUUCCGGUCACACAAAUCACUUCAGGGUUUUUGGUUGAGAAAAUCCUUGUUAGAAAAUCUCUAUCAGAAACCCAGAAAUACCCCAAGUGCUGCAAAGAUUUUGAGUUAAAUUCCUGCAGCGACUUCUGCAGUAAAGCUUUUUAACUAAAUAAGGGUCAAUUCACGGACAUGGGCUAAGGGGCUGACCCAAGGGGGGAAGGUAACUCUAUUGUUUUCCACUUAAGUUUCUCGACCCACUCCGCCUGCCAGUAUGACGUCACAUAGUAACGGGUAAGAGCCUCGGGUCGCUUGUGCAAAAUAGCAAGGGAUACGACAGUUAUUUGGACGAGAGAGGUCGAGGAAAAGCUAAGAAGCUAGCAAAUAUCGCUAUAUAUCGCUAAUUUGAUCGAAUGAGUGUGAGCUUUGGUGUUGCUGUAAUCUGCUUGUGUAAACCGUUUUGAUAUUUUGUGUCCAUGAUUAUAUAAUUUUGUUAAUUUGUUUUGCGGGCCGUGUUGCGGGAUCGCCAUCUAUUUCAUGGGAACGGCAAGGUCAUCAAAACUAAAAUCUUUUUUUCCUCUAAAAUAGGCAAGGUCUAGUCUCCAGAAUAGGAGGUUCCAUUCACAGAUCACACAUGUUUAUAUUUCAUCUAUUCUUUUGCUAAAUAAAUGGGCCUAACUUCAUAUCAUUCCUUUCGAGUGAGGGCCUCUGUUGAUCUCCUAAUUCUCCACCGAAUUCAGUAAAGCUAGUUCGAUCGAUUGUCUACAUCUAGUCGGUCCGUUGAACCCGAAAUAAUGCGAAAUAGCUUUGAAAUACGCGCUUAAGCUAAUUUUCCUCAAAUGUAUAUUUGAAUUCAUGAUAAAUACAGCUCCACCAACUUCAAACAGCGUCUAUGGCAGAGAAAAAUUAUUUUGAUAUGACAAAAUUGAUUUUUCAAAUCAUGAGUGUCACUGUGGUGCAGUGGUCAAGGAGUUUUCAGGGCACCCAACGAGAAUAUAGUUCAAAACCUCUUAAACAUAGCAUUGUUAAACGUAUUUUAGUAUUUAAACGGUAGAUAUAGACAUUAUAGAUAUUUUUCCUUUAUCUCUUGUACGUUGUUUUUAUUUUUUCUCCAUGUAAAUGUAAGUAUUGUCAUUAGAAGUGUUUUAACCAAAUAAAUGUUAUUAAAAAAAAAAAAAAAAAAAAAAGAUAUAGACAUAUUUUCAUCCCUAAAAAAAUUUUUCAUCUGUUCGGAUUUCCUAGCUGAAAGUCUAGUGAUCCGAAAAUUAUAGGGAUCAAAACUUAUUUUUUCGAAACUUUCAGCCAGAAAAAAGGCUCCCGAAAAUUCUAGGUGACCUUUUAAGGAUAAAAAUCGGUUAAAAAUUGGCAAUUAUACCAUUUUUUAGAUGUUCGAAAAUCCUAGGAGAGGCAGGCAAGCAAAAAAAAUUUUACAACAAAUGUUCCGAAAAUUCUAGAUCUCAAAUCGUCUUCCGAACAGAUAUUUUCCGAAAAUUGUCGUUGAGUGCCCCUAAGUUUCUUGCACGUGCAGAUAAACAGGGUUCGACUCCCCUGCGACGCUGUUUUCUGUUUAUUUGUACCGUUUUUUUUCCUGUUUGGUCUCUUUUUUUUUAAACACUAUUUUUCAUUUUGGCUUUUUUUCUUUAUUCUCACUGCUGACCCUGCAGGUCAUGCACUUGGAUCAAUAUAUAUUUUAAGCUUAAGUCCGGAGUUUUAUUUUGGCAAAGGGAUUUCAAAAGCUCUUGAUGUGCAUACUGGCCAAGCUUACGACCAGAUAAAACCAUAAGCUGUCAAGACAUGUCCCUCCUCUGAAACAGCUCAAUGUUAGUUGACUUCAUGACAAAUAACACACAGUACACCACAAACUGUACUAAUUUACACACAACAUCCACCAGUGACCCACUGGCGAAAGUUAAACUUGCCUUUUGUACAUCGUCUUAAUCAUCAAUAUUAUUACCUGUAUUACCCUAAAAUCUCCACUGGGUUUGCCCCAAAAAUAAUUGAACGAAACCUUUUAUUGGCUUUCGGGAUUUAAUUACAGAAUAACAGGUGUAUGCCCAAUACAGUAUUAAAAUGCGCCGGUAAAGCAACAAGAUUCAAUGCUCACAGUCUCUCACAAAUACCUGUCAUUUAGCUUCCCUUUCAACGCUACAGCUAAGCGAACUUUGAGAGGAACGAUAUGGGGUUCCACUAGCUCUGAAGAGCUGAAAAUAAGCACAAUGUAAAGUGUAAUACAUCCUUUUUAUGAACCUCCUGUACGUCGUCUUAAUCAUCAAUAUCAUUACCCUAAAAUCGCCACUGGGUUUACCCAAAAACAAUAAUUAAACGAAACCUUUUAAUUGGUUUACGGGAUUAAGCAACAAGAUUCAAUGCUCCUAUUUCAAGGCUACAGCUAAGCGACCUUUGAAAGGAUUGAUAUGGGGUUCCACCAGCUCUGAAGAGCUCAAAAUACGCCCGAUGUAAAGUAUGAUAUAUCCUUUGAUGAACCUCCUAUUGCUGUGUCUAAACUCCUGAAUCUUGCUGUGCACUGGCCCUCAAAAGUGUGACCGGUGGGUAUGAUUGCCCUUAAAAUUUGCUCGACUAUAGAAAGGAAUCUUUAAAAUUCAUUACACCACUGGACAUUUCACUCCAAAAAAGUACUUAAGUCUAGUUUUCUAUGACAAUAGGAACCUUAAAAUCUCCAAAUCCAAGAAAUCGGAUCAGUAUUUCCGUGAUUAAAUCGAAAUUUUUAUCCGUAUCUUCGAUGAAGUUUGCUCGCCAUUUUGAAAGUCACUGACGCGAGACGUGACGUCAUACUGGCGGGCGGACUGUACCACAGAUUUCCUUGAGACACCUUUCCCCCGCUGGGGCUGACCGUUUGACUUUUGAGGGGGUAUGGGUAAUUUUAGAAACAAAAAUAUCCUGCAGACUCAUUUUGAAAGAAACAAAUUCUUGCCAGGAAAUACCUGGCGAAAAAAAUUCUUACGCUGAAAAAAUACCUUUCAUGGCCUAUAAUGCUGGGAAAAAAUUCUAUCCAGAGGUUUUGGGGAAAAAUUCUUUCCCGGACCAAAUCACCUAUACCCUCCCCCAAUCCAUUGACGUAAUUGUCCAGUUUGACUUAUCAUUCCAUUAUAUUGUGUGAAGCUUUUGAAAUUUUUAUCUCUUUUAUUAUUUUACAUUUGGGUGACUAAAUGAUGAUACGUUGUCUUCUUUCUCUUACCAUGCAGGUCAUUCAUAUCAUCAUUAGCCAAUUGGAAGAAGCUCCAGUUUCUUCUAACCCACACACUAUCGGCCUCGAGCUCUUGGGCGGAGAAACCAACCGUAAGUCACCUGAUUCUUGCUCCUACGUGCACAGAGAUGCACUAUAUUUGUUCAGUGCGCAGGCCGUGUGGACGCCUGAAGACGAGGCUAAAGGUAAUGCGCAUGCGUGCAGGCAGUGGGCAGAAGAGACGGCCCGGUCAUUACUGCCUCACUCACCUCGAUCAUAUCAGAAUUAUGCUGACUGUGGAGAAAACACUAGGGCGCAACGCCUGGAAAAUUAUUUUGGCAAGGCAAAUAUCCAGAGAUUAAAGGAACUUAAAGAGGAGUAUGAUCCGCUUGGCAUAUUCACCAGAGAACAUUUCAGACUUUGA